Nematostella vectensis (starlet sea anemone) is the source of this 4286-nucleotide messenger RNA. RefSeq names its product sodium/potassium-transporting ATPase subunit alpha. Bases 167 to 3403 code for a protein of 1078 amino acids. Gene Ontology annotation, molecular function: P-type sodium:potassium-exchanging transporter activity; ATP hydrolysis activity; ATP binding. The transcript is spliced from 22 exons. The record is from RefSeq and is a predicted model, not a curated record. Gene Ontology annotation, cellular component: membrane. Gene Ontology annotation, biological process: intracellular potassium ion homeostasis; potassium ion import across plasma membrane; proton transmembrane transport. NCBI's taxonomy places the organism in Eukaryota, Metazoa, Cnidaria, Anthozoa, Actiniaria, Edwardsiidae.
UUGGGCAGUAUAGAAAUGCAAAUGUGAUCGUUGUUCGCCUGGCUCUGGUUCCGUCUUCUCCAUCGCCGCCAUUCCCGAACAACUCGGUUUUCCCAAACAUUAAAAAAAAAAACUAAACGUCGCCCCAACCUGAAGGCCUGCGGUUAAUGAGAGGCCACCUCCCGACAUGAGCAACAAGCAAGCGUUAGGCGGACUCUUGCUCGAGGAGAAGUUUGACGUGGAAGGAGAUCCGGACACGUAUGGACGUACGGAUAGCUAUCGGGUCGCUACUUCUCCUCUUAUGGGGGAGCAAGCGGCUGCUCCCGAGGGUGGAAAGAAAGCUGGUGAGAAGAAACAGGGCAAACGAGCCAAGAAAAAGAAGGACCAGAAGGAAAAAAUGGAAGAACUCAAGCAGGAAUUGGACGUGGACUGGCAUAGAAUCACAGUGGAAGAACUUAUGACUAGACUCGAUACAAAUGUCCAAACUGGUUUGACUGAUGAAGAAGCAGCAAUUCGAUUGAAGCGUGAUGGCCCCAACGCCCUAACGCCACCCCCAACUACGCCGGAAUGGGUGAAGUUCAUGAAGCAGAUGUUUGGUGGGUUCGCCAUGCUGCUCUGGAUUGGUGCUAUCCUCUGUUUCAUUGCCCAGGGCAUCAUGGAGGCAACAGAGGAAGAGCCUCUAAGGGAUAAUUUGUAUCUUGGUAUUGUGUUGGCCUUUGUCGUUAUCGUUACUGGAAUCUUCUCCUACUACCAGGAAUCCAAAAGCUCAAAGAUCAUGGAAAGUUUCAAGAACUUGGUCCCACAAGAAGCCAAUGUGCUGCGCUCUGGCGGCAGGAAGACUGUCGGCGCUGAGAACCUUGUAAUUGGUGAUGUGGUAUCCGUCAAGGGCGGUGACAGGCUUCCUGGGGAUAUCCGUAUUCUUGAGUGCAAGAGCUUCAAGGUUGACAAUUCUUCUUUGACUGGAGAGUCAGAACCUCAGAGCCGUGGUCCAGAUUGCACCCACGAGAACCCCCUAGAGACCAGGAACUUGGCCUUCUUCUCGACAUAUGCUUUGGAAGGCAAUGCCACUGGUGUUGUUGUCCAGACAGGAGACAAUACCGUGAUGGGUCGUAUUGCUAAUCUGGCCAGUGGUUUGGGAUCUGGAAAGACCCCCAUUGCAGUCGAGAUUGAGCAUUUUAUCCACAUCAUUACUGGAGUCGCUGUCUUUCUUGGUGUGACAUUCUUCAUCAUUGCAUUUAUCCUAAAAUACAAGUGGUUAGAAGCUGUCAUUUUCUUGAUUGGUAUCAUUGUGGCUAAUGUCCCUGAAGGUCUCCUGGCAACUGUCACGGUAUGCCUGACUCUCACUGCCAAGCGCAUGGCAUCCAAGAACUGCCUUGUGAAGAACCUGGAAGCUGUAGAGACUCUUGGUAGCACCUCUACCAUCUGCUCUGAUAAGACAGGAACCCUUACACAAAACAGAAUGACAGUCGCUCACUUGUGGUAUGAUAACAACAUUGUUGAAGCUGAUACCAGUGAGGACCAGAAACAGGCAUCUGGAGAGAAGAAAUCCACCACUUGGUAUGCUCUUAGCCGUGUGGCCACUUUGUGUAACAGGGCUGAGUUCAAGGCGGACCAAGAAGAUAAGCCCGUUCUGAAGAGGGAGUGCACUGGUGAUGCUUCAGAAUCUGCCCUGCUGAAAUAUGUUGAGCUGGCCAUUGGCAAUGUCAUCUCUUUCCGUAAAAAUCACAAGAAGGUCUGCGAGAUUCCUUUCAACUCUACCAACAAGUACCAAGUGUCCAUUCAUGAAAUCCCAGAUGAACCAGAACAUGAUAUAGAAGAAGGAUCUGAUGUUGAUGAGAGGGAAAAGAACUCCAAACACAUUCUUGUGAUGAAGGGUGCCCCAGAGAGAAUUCUGGAUCGCUGCUCAACUAUCCUCGUGAAUGGCAAGGAACAAGCCCUUGAUGAUAAAGAGAAGGAGAACUUCAAUCAAGCAUACCUGGACCUUGGUGGACUUGGAGAGCGUGUGCUUGGAUUCUGCCACUUUUAUCUGCCAACUGAACAGUUCCCACUUGGAUUUGAAUUCGACCCUGAAGAUAAUCCCAACUUCCCUCUGGAAGGCCUCUGCUUUGUGGGUCUGAUGUCCAUGAUUGACCCGCCCCGUGCUGCUGUGCCAGAUGCUGUCAGCAAGUGCCGCAGUGCCGGUAUCAAGGUUAUCAUGGUCACUGGUGACCAUCCAAUCACUGCUAAAGCCAUCGCUAAGGGUGUUGGCAUCAUCUCUGAAGGUACUGAGACUGUUGAAGACAUCGCAGAACGUCUCAACAUCCCAGUAGAAGAGGUUGAUGAGACCAAGGCAAAGGCUAUUGUAGUCCAUGGAUCACAGCUAAAGGACUACGACCAAGAAAAGAUUGAUGGCAUUCUAUGCAACCACACAGAAAUUGUGUUUGCAAGAACUUCUCCACAGCAGAAGUUGAUCAUUGUAGAGGGCUGCCAGAGAAUGGGAGCCAUUGUAGCAGUAACUGGUGACGGUGUCAAUGACUCUCCUGCCCUGAAAAAGGCAGAUAUUGGAGUUGCCAUGGGUAUUGCUGGCUCUGAUGUGUCCAAGCAGGCGGCUGACAUGAUCCUUCUUGAUGAUAACUUUGCUUCCAUUGUCACUGGUGUUGAAGAAGGACGUCUCAUCUUUGACAACUUGAAAAAGUCCAUUGCUUACACCCUGACCAGUAACAUCCCUGAGAUCUCACCCUUCCUCAUGUUCAUCAUUUUGGACAUCCCUCUGCCCCUCGGAACCGUCACCAUCCUGUGUAUCGACUUGGGUACUGACAUGGUGCCAGCCAUCUCCCUUGCCUAUGAACAUGCAGAGAAUGACAUCAUGAAGCGUCAACCUCGUGAUCCAAUCAACGACAAGCUUGUCAAUGAAAGGCUUAUUGCUAUGGCUUAUGGUCAAAUUGGCAUGAUCCAGGCAUCUGCCGGGUUCUUCACCUACUUUGUGAUCAUGGCGGAGAAUGGGUUCCGCCCCUCACUCCUGUUUGGCCUGAGGAGACAGUGGGAUGACAAGUAUAACCACUCUGUCGUCGAUAGCUAUGGCCAGGAAUGGGGAUACUCGCAGCGUAAGAUCUUGGAGUACACUUGCCAUACCGCAUUCUUCGUCAGUAUUGUCAUUGUGCAAUGGGCCGAUUUGAUCAUUUGCAAGACCCGUAGGAACUCCCUCUUCACCCAAGGAAUGACGAACAAGUUCUUGAACUUUGGUCUGUUCUUUGAGACCGCCCUGGCAGCCUUCUUUUCCUACACCCCAGGCAUGUCCAAUGGACUGCGCAUGUACCCACUCAACUGGCAAUGGUGGUUCCCGGCGAUGCCCUUCAGCCUUAUUAUCUGGAUCUACGACGAGUGCCGUAGGUGGAUUCUAAGAAGAUACCCAGGAUGUUGGCUGGACAAGGAGACCUACUACUAACCAAGGCGGCCACGCCCCUAAAGCAGGCGGCCGUGGGGUGCUGCAUGGCCUGGUAUUUCAGUCCAAGGCAGCACUUCAUGGCCGUCCACUUUAGGUGGUGGCUACUCGUGGCUAGGUCUAUCCAAUAGGCGGUUAAUAAAUUGCCGCUUCUUUCUAACGUAUCAAUUUCAUAAUAUUAGGGUCCUGUGACCUUGGGGAGCUAGGGGAAUGGCAAGAGUGGGAUUUGGACUGCGGCAUCUGUUAAGGAUGUAUUAGGAACUCUUUGGCCUCACAUAAUCUUAUGGGGAAAGCCACUGGAGCGACGACAAUAGGACCAGACUCCACGCUCUGCCAUCCCUUAGGUUCCCUUGGCCACAUGUUUUUUAAGUGUUUGUGAGAAAUUCGGUAGACGCUGUUCAAUUUUUUUUUUCAAAUUGGCUUGUCCUUUUCAGCGGCAUCAAGCAACUGCUUUGAACCGCGUAAUCGAUUUUGAAUUGAAGGGAAAAAAAGGAAAGAAAAAAAAUCACCGGUAAAAGAACUUUUGAUCGGGAUAUUUCAAAAAUAAUGGUUGAGUCGUACUAAGAGGACACUUGGCUCUCUUAACACAAGUGAAGGCGAAAUUCUCUUGAUCUAGACCUACCAGAUAGGCUUGUAAAAUAUUCCACGGAUCAUUUUAAAUGAAUAAUCCGCACGUUUUUAAUGUACAUUAAGUUAUCAAUGCGUUUGUUCUCUUGGGUUUCUAAUUUUGUGCUGAAAUGAACUAGACACGUCACUAGUUUAUACUAUAUUACGAAGUCUUUUGACCUCCCAACAUUCCCGCUACCACUUUUUUAUACUGAUCCUUGUAUGUGUUUUAGGAAUUAUGUACGCAUUGUUCUAAUAAAGAGCGAAGUUGUGUAUGGAA